Chrysemys picta bellii (western painted turtle) is the source of this 1843-nucleotide messenger RNA. The record is from RefSeq and is a predicted model, not a curated record. Lineage: Eukaryota; Metazoa; Chordata; Testudines; Emydidae.
GUUUGCCUUCUCUCUACCCCCAGGUCAGCGGUGGGCUUGGGCGUCAUCUCUGUGCUGGGAGGCGUCUUUGCUGCCUAUCUGAUGGUGCUGGCGGUGCUCAGCCCCUGCCCUCCCCUGCUGGGCAAUGCCGCAGGAGUCGCCCUGGUGGUGCUGGCCUGGAUCCUGUUCAUCGGGCUCUUCUCCUACCUCAAGGUGGUGAUCGGCAGCCUGCUGCACGAGGCUGGCCACGCAGCACUGGUGUGGUGUGGAGCGGUCAUCCAGGCGGGCUCCCUGGUGGGCGCGCUGGCCAUGUUCCCCAUCGUCAGCAUCUAUCACCUCUUCCAGAGCGGGCAGGACUGUACCGACAACUGUGGGGCAUGAGUGGGGGGCAGGCCACAGCAGCCGCAUGGGGAGCUCUGCCCGGCUGGAGCUGUCACCAGCUGACUCCGCCGUAGGGACGUAAGAAUUGCUGUAGAGGGUCAGAGCGCUGGGCAUCUCGUCCCGCGGCUCCUGGCCAGUAGCUGAUGCUUCAGAGGAGAAGCCCGUGGUGCCCCUGGCCAGCUGGGAGCCUCUGCUCUCCCCUGCUGCUCGGAGCAGGGCCCUGGGCCGGUCACACUACCGUACAGACCAGGCGCUAGGCGGCCUGCCCAGCCCUGCUGCAUGGGGAGAGGGGGAGCAGCCCUGCCUUGCGGCCUGGUUCCCAGGGGCUGGCAGCUGCUGCACUCGCUGCUUCUCCGGCGGGUUUUAGGAUGCACUGGGCUGGGGCUGGGGUGGGGGCACUUUGCUGGCACUGCUGCCAGAGCUGAGGGCCCCUAUGGCGCAGGACCAGACUCCGCGGGGUCCUCCCCCCCGCAGGGCUCCCACUGCAAUGGCCGCUGACUGGAUGGAGCCGCUGUGCGCCCUUCUCCAGCGCCGUUCCACUCGCUGCGCGGCCUCCCCCAGCCGUCCCAGCGCCCGCCCAGUGCUCUCAGUACACGUUAACCCUGAGCUGCCCCGUCCUGGGCGUCCCUACCCCCGCCCCGCCCCCAGCGCUCCGCUCACGGACCGAGCUCGCCAAGCACGGCACACCUGGCACCUGGGCAGGCGCUGAGCCUGGGGAUCUGGCAGGUUAACCAGCCUGCCUGCCUGGGGCUGCCCUGUGCUGUGCUACCCCCGGGGCACCCUGCCCCCUGCUCACUGAAGAGCCAACACUUAGCAGGGGGAUCCCCGGGAGCCCAAGGAGGGGUUGGUCUCUGAUCCCAGCCAGUGCAGCCUGCUCCCCCCAGAGCUGGGGUCUGUGCCCCGCCUUCAGGAGGGUGUUCCCUGGCCACCUCCUGCAGGGGGAGGGCGGGUCCCUGAUGCCCAGCCGGCCCCAUGUUUCACUCCCAGCAGCCUCUCAGCCCAGGGAGUUUAUCUUGGCAGGACAAGGGGCAAACAGCUGCCUGACCCUCUGCGGGUCUGCAUGGCUCCUGCCCCCCAAAAACAGGGGGGCUGGGGGGCCCAGGCUGGGGCAAUCGGGGGACGGGGGUUCCUCACUGCAUGGGGGUGGGGGGCACUCUGCUCCCUGAGCAGCCUGGGACCAAAGCCAGCAGGGAGCCCCCAGCCUUGGGGGGUGUCCUAAGCCAGGCCCAUAGUGGCAGGUCUGGUGCAGGGUGGCACAUAUAGCCUGGCUAUUGGCCGUGUCACCUCUGCGGGCCCUGUUGCCUGCCCGGGGGCUCAUGCUGCUGCGUCUCACUGGCUCCCGCCGGGCUCCACGUGGCUUGGCGGGCGGGCGGCGAUAUGUCUCCGCAGCAGUAGAAAGAUGGUGAUUUUGUGUAGACGCUGACUCCCCUCCCCCAUGGGCCAAGGAGGGGUGCAGCAGGAAUAAAUCUCCUUAUCCCAAUCA